AUGAUUUCUGAAGAAAAUCAAGAGAUAAGUAACUCUGAGCCUACAGUAUACAAAGAUGAUUCGAAUAAAGAUCGCCCCUACGUACAACACUGUGAAGUUCCUAGGUGUAAAGACGAGGUAUGGGCUGCUUGCCCAAAGUGCUUACGUUUGUUGUGCUGGACGCACUUUAUCGAAAAUGGUACUUGUGACAAAAUGCAUUCGCUUUUGCCAGCUGCCGCGAAACAAAAUAUUGUCGAAAUACCAGAACAAUUCGUCGUUGAAGGAAACAGUAGAGAAAACGAUUCCGAUUUGUUUGUAAAAAGCGUGAAAACAUCAAGCGGAAGGCCUCUCGAUUUAGAAAUAGGGGAGAAGCUUACAUAUCUUACAAAACUAAAUAAGAGGUACCUGCUAGAAGAGUUGAUAAAUCCAGAUGUAAUAGUAGCACAUGCAAAAAAAAUUGGAAAAAAAUGUGACCAAAUAACGGAUGAAAUAGACAACAAAUUCUCAACGAUUUCUGGAGUACAGGGGAUUUACAGGCUUCAAACAGAAUCUAUCACCGCUUAUAUAAACGGGAAUAGACGAAACAAAAAACUACAAGUAGUGACCAUGAUUCCCGACGAGCAAAGAGUAAUUAUUACUUUAUACCAGAAGGUGAUACACGAGUUUCUGUGUGCAAAACAAUGUUCUUAA
Messenger RNA from Ceutorhynchus assimilis (cabbage seed weevil), 669 nucleotides. The record is from the annotation of a GenBank genome assembly. NCBI's taxonomy places the organism in Eukaryota, Metazoa, Arthropoda, Insecta, Coleoptera, Curculionidae.